This is a messenger RNA of Cladocopium goreaui, 1611 nucleotides long. Lineage: Eukaryota; Dinophyceae; Suessiales; Symbiodiniaceae. The record is from the annotation of a GenBank genome assembly.
AUGGCAAAGUGGAAGCAAUUCCUCCCUUGCCCAGACGUUCAAUCAAAGGCGAUCAGUGCCCAUAAGCCUUGCCUGGAGAAACUGAGAAACGCAUGGCGGGAGGCACUUGUCCAAGUGAAAGCGAAGAAGAAGUCGGCUCAUGUAGGUGAGGAUGCACUUCAAGUUAUUGAGAAGACUCUCGAGGGAGCAACCUGUUGCUUUGGGAAUCACAUUUUUGCCUUCAAGCAGGCAUCUUUUACCUUGCUGCAGCUGCUCAGAUUGCUGCCAGAGCCUUCAGAGGAUUUCUCGAGGCUCAUUGUGCAGCUGUUGGUGCAGCUAGCGAAGCAGGACAGACAUGGUGUUCUCACCCACUUCGUGGGUGAUUGCGAAGCUGCCUUGGACGCUCUGCGCCACCGACCUCUGAAGAUCAACGGCUUCCAGCGCUUGAACCAGCUUUGCAAGGAACGCUUGGCGGCCGAGGCCAUUUUUUCGGAGAAAGCUGCAGGUCUUGCGUGGGACCUGGGCAGCGUUGAUCGCCUAUGUCGUGCAUCAGAGCGUUUGGUGAAGAUUUGUGGAUGCCUAGAGAUGGCCAUGGACGCUGCUUCUAUGGAGGCCUUGCAGAUGUCACUACUGCGCCUUGCUACUGCAGCAACAUCUUGGGAGGACUCCACGCAGCUGCUGACAGGUUCACUUGAAUCCUUGGCGAAAUUGCGUAGCAAGGACUCCUCGAUGUCCUCGCUGUCAAUUUGCCUCCAGCAUGAGUUUGCCGCUUCUGUGGUCUCGUUGUUGCGAGCAGGGUUGAAGUCGGAUUCGCCAGCCCUUCGAAACAGCGCCUCGCAGCUGGCAAUCGAUGCACUUCAGAUAGAGGAGACCUUGCUAUGGCCGCACCUGCCAGCCUUGGUCUCCACAGUUUUUGAGUGUGAGGCUCCACAACAUCUCUUGACCGCUGUUGCACGAUUGGGAAGCAAGCUGCAACCAGCGCUCGAGCAGUCAGAUGCACGUUGGCUGCAGCUGGUUGUGGACCCUUCUCGCUGCCGUCCACUUCUCCACCUUCUACCCUGUCUUGAUUUGACAUCGGCUCCGGUAAGCGUUCAACGGCUGAAGAAAAUCGUGCUUGGAGAAGUGACUGCAGCACGAGCAGCUUUGGCUGAUCAAAAGCCGAGCAUGGAGGUGGUACUGGAAGCCAUUAAACUCAAUGGAGGAUUGGAGAUGCAGGUUGAAGGAGAGAAGUUCAUCAUUCAUAUUCUGGAAGAAGUAAGAAGAGGAGGCAAAGGCACACUGCGAUCCUGGCACAGGCUGCUGCUUUGCUUGGAGGCCUUUACAGAGGUUAAGCACAUGGGCAAGCUUCGCAUCAGUUUUUGGCAGAAAUUGCUGGAAUCUGCAACAGGUCCUGGGCGCCUUGCAGUCUGGACAGCCCUUGCCCGAUGGCUGCAGAGGCUUCCAUCAGUGUGCCAGAAGGAACCAAUUUGUGGGAUGCAGAUAGUACUGCAGGAGUUGGGCAAAGAUGCGCAGCAUUGCUCUGAUACGUCUCUUCUGGUUUCUCUUUGCUACGUUUUGGUUCUGUGUUUUUCACCAUGUCUUCUUGACGGCAACGUUGGGGACAUCAAGAAAUUGCCCAACAUCGAGGCAUGA